AAGCGCGUAUUCUCAGUAAUUCUUCAGGAAUUUCGAAAGGUUUGUGAAUAUAUUCGUGGAAGAUAAUGACUACUGUUAAAAAAAUAGAUCAGAAAGAAUACCUCAAACGUUACCUCUCGAACGAUAAAGACAAAAAGAAGAAAAAAAGGAAAAAGGACAAAUCCGCUGGAAAGUCGAACGUAAACAUUAUCGACGCCGAUGACUUUAGUUCGCAAGCGCUGCACGACAUUCAGGACGAAUCGGAUUUGUUCGGGUUGGGUGAAGAAGCACCCCAGAUAGUAGGCAUAAUUGACGAGCGACCUCCGGAACUGAAGGCCAAGGAGGACUUCAGCAGCAGCAAGUGGAAAAAGCUAGCUGCAGACGGCUGCAGUGACGGGUGGGGUGCUGUUGCUUCCAGUUCAACUGGUUCCGUCGGAGAAUGGGGACGAAGAAAUGACCGAAGCCCUCCGCGAACGCAAAGGCGGAAGCAUUCAGAUGAGAGUCCUCCGCGGAGAGAAAAGAGGGCCUCGAAAUCGGAUCAGAGUCCGCCUAGAAAGAUGCCUGUUGGCGAGAAGGAUCUAGAUGAAUGUCCUCCCAGAAGGCAACGACGAAGGGAUUCGGAUGAAAGUCCUCCUAGGAGAAAAGAGAAAAGAAGACCGGAAGCCAAUAGUCCUCCCAGAACAGCGAAGCGGUAUGAUAGUCCACCCAGAAGGAAAGCGGAUGGUAGAUCAAGAAGGAACUCGGACGAAAGCUCACCUCGACAAUCUCCCAAAGAACGCAAGCGACAAGAUUCUGGUGAGAGUUCGACAAGGCGAAGAACAGAGCUCAAGCCAAGAGGACAGUUGGACUCUGAUCAAAGUCCUCCCCGAAAGAGACGAGAUGAAGCUUCCCGGCACGGCAGAACACGGCAAGAUUCGGGAUCAGAUAUAAGUCCACCGAGGCGUUCGAACCAAGACCGGAUACGAGACAAACAAGAACGCAGUCCGUCCCCUGUACACAGUCGAGCUUCUGUGUUUAGCUUACGACGGGUAAAACAGGAACCACCAGAUUCGGACGCGAGCCCUCCCAGAAGACGACACCGCUCACCGGAUUCCGAUCAAAGUCCGCCACGUCGAGGGACGCGCGAACGUCGCAGUCCUUCCGCGAGGAUAAAACGAGAACCUAGAAGUGAAUCCCCGCAGGCUGGUCCUUCAUCAUCCCGCAAGAUGACUACCACGUUGGAUGGAAAGCGAGCUGGCUUGCAGGAUGCCCGCUCACUGAAGGAAGAAACCGAUAAGUACCGACAGCGAGAGAAUGAACUGUUUGACAAAAUGUCUGCCGAUGCUUCCGGUCGGUAUGCGAAAACAGUGGUUCGUGAAAGAUCCGGAAAACGUCGUGACGUCGAAGAAGAGCUCCGACAGGAGUUUGAGAAGCGGAAGCUAAACGAUAAGAAGAAGGCAGUCUACACUCGUUGGGGCAAAGGCGUGAAGCAAGUGGAAGACUAUAAAGCCCAACUGGAAGAAGCUGCCCAUGAGAUGAACAAACCAUUAGCCAGAUAUGAAGACGACAAAGAUCUGGACCAGUAUUUGAAACAGCAAGAACGCAUCGGUGAUCCUAUGUUGGAGUACCUUCGGAACAAGAAGCAGGAAAAGGAUCGCCAGGAAGGUCGCCCCCAAAAACCGUUAUACAAGGGAUCAUUUCCGGACAACCGUUUCGGAAUUCGUCCCGGUUAUCGCUGGGAUGGUGUCGAUCGGUCCAACGGUUUUGAAAAGAAGUGGUUCGAAAUGAUGAGUAAGAAGAAGGCCGUCGAAGAGGAGGCCUACAAGUACAGCGUGGAAGACAUGUGAAGGAUGGUAAGUA
Messenger RNA from Ochlerotatus camptorhynchus, 1818 nucleotides. RefSeq names its product BUD13 homolog. NCBI's taxonomy places the organism in Eukaryota, Metazoa, Arthropoda, Insecta, Diptera, Culicidae. Gene Ontology annotation, molecular function: RNA binding. The transcript has 3 exons. Gene Ontology annotation, biological process: mRNA splicing, via spliceosome. The coding region runs from base 66 to 1805 and encodes 579 amino acids. The record is from RefSeq and is a predicted model, not a curated record. Gene Ontology annotation, cellular component: U2-type spliceosomal complex; RES complex.